AUUUACCCUUCAAACAGGAAAAGCAACUCUCAGCGCAGGUCCUUUACAGAUUUUCUACACCAAGCUUAUCUCCGAGCACAGCAGCACUGGGCACACUGCUGCAGGUGAGGCUCUGCCUUCCGGCUUCAGGUUGGGCUCCAGGAUGGACCACACCAUGCUGUGACCUCAAAUUUGGACGACCUCUCUGGCCAUGCCAGCCUAAACUGCAAGCUGUCAGUGGCAUUCUGCAGUCCAUAAUAUUGAAAACUCACCCUGCAUCAUCCCAGAAGGAAAUGAUGCAGGGCUGUGCCGGCAAAUACACCACUUGAGCUAUUCCUUGUCAGCGGCAGGGAAGAGUUCCUGGGAAAAGGACAGCACUGGUGAGUGACAGGGGAUCAGCACGGGGCCUGCAGAAUGACUCUGAUACAUCGGAGCCAGGACUUUGAUACGUCAGGGUGGGGACAAGCAUGUGCCCAACAGGAAUCCAUGCAUUUAUGGUGGCUUAGUUCCCAACCUUAGUCAAUGCAAACAUGCUUAACAGAGCAAUUCUUUUUCAUCUAACAUCCGCCUGGUUUUUGUAGAUUACAGCCACGCUUCACAGUGUUUCUCCUUGCUCAGGGUGACGCAGGACCAGUGACAGCCCCUCGCUGUGUUCCCCCAGCAUGCGGGUGACAGGCAUGAUCCGGAUCCUGGUGCCGCUGGCCACACUGCUGAGCUUCUGGUUCAUCAUACAGACAUACUCUGAGCACAGAGGGAGAGCCAUCAGCCUGCGGAGCUGGUUGGGUUCCACCAGAAAGCCCAUGAGUAGCCCACCACAGCCCCGCCACAAAUGUGAGAACAAGAAGGACUGCCCCGCCGACCACUUCGCCUUCCGGAUCAUCAGCGGUGCCGCCAACGUGGUGGGACCUUCCAUCUGCUUCGAGGACAGGAUCCUCAUGAGCACCGUGAAGAACAACAUUGGCAGAGGGCUGAACAUAGCGCUGGUGAACGGUGAGUUGGGCCCCGGUGGCCCAAAGGCUUUGUGCACAGCCUACUUCAGGAGAGCAUCAACCACGGUGCACGUGGGCCUGGGACGCAGGGGAGCCUCUCUGGAGACCCACCCUGACUGUGUUGGGAAUUUUCAACCCUUAGGAAAGAGCGGGCAGCUCCUGAAGGUGGGCUCCUUCGACAUGUACUCUGGAGAUGUUACAAAGCUGGAGACCUUUCUCGAAGAUAUCAAGGAUGGCACCAUCAUGCUGGCAGCCACCUAUGACGAUGCCGCCACAAAGAUGAACAACAAAAUACGGGCACUUUUUUCAGCACUGGGCAGCAGACACGUGAACCAGCUGGGCUUUCGAGACAACUGGGUCUUCUUAGGGGCGAAGGGGAUGAAAGACAAGAGCCCCUUUGAGGAGCACAUCAAAAAUGACCAGAAAACAAAUAAAUAUGAUGGUUGGCCAGAGCUGCUGGAGAUGGAAGGCUGUGCCCCCAGGAAGCAAGAUUAGAAGGGACACUCUGGCAGCACACCUGCAUGGAGCCCAAGCCAGGUCUAUGUGGACACCAACCCCCCUGGACCGAGCAAGCCCCCGGCCCGGCCACACGAGGCUGGUGGAGGCUGCUGGCUCCCAGAGACCGGCAUUCUGCUGUGGGGACACGCGGUGCUCAAAGCAGCUGCAGCAUGCAGGUGAGCAAGCACCCAGCCAGGCUCCAGCCAAGCUGCCCUAGUCCAUGGCUAUGCGUUGAUGUGGGGCAUUUUAUUUUUUUAUCUUCAAACCAAGCAUUUUGUGAUAAGUUUUCUAGUUGUUUCUUAAAUAAUAUACCUAAUUAUAAAGCAA
Molecule: messenger RNA, 1793 nt
Organism: Tympanuchus pallidicinctus (lesser prairie-chicken)
Lineage: Eukaryota; Metazoa; Chordata; Aves; Galliformes; Phasianidae
Gene: FAM3D
Product: FAM3 metabolism regulating signaling molecule D
Exons: 9
Coding region: 642-1463 (273 amino acids)
Source: RefSeq, a predicted model, not a curated record